Messenger RNA from Amoebophrya sp. A120, 1529 nucleotides. The record is from the annotation of a GenBank genome assembly. Lineage: Eukaryota; Dinophyceae; Syndiniales; Amoebophryaceae.
CUUCCGCCUCGCGGUGUUCAGACAGGAUCCGAUACAAGGACUUUAUCGUUACAGGUUUCAUUACAGUAUCCUAGCAAGUCUAGAAAGCAUGGCAUUUUUGUAUUGUCGGUAAAAAAAAAUUGUUGCUGCAGUCGGGAGAUGUACAUGUAGUACUUCUUUUCUCGGAGUAAUGCGCUUUUUUUGUUCGGCUUCAGGCUCAGACAGGCAGUAAAAGUAGUUGUCGAAUGAUCCAUUAAAGUACAAGUACUGCUGGUCAUCAUCAUCAUGCCACCACGUCGCAAUCGCAACCGAGCACAGGGCGCCGCGGCCGCGGCAGGGGCACAAGCGCAGGCGGCUGCAGCGGCACCGGUCGAGCCGGCGCCAGGAGAGCAAGUCCCAGCGGUAAACCAACAAGCACCGCCAGCAAUUGCGCCUCCACCGUUUCCGCUGCAGGUCCCCGGACGGACAGCGAACGAUUUGCAAGCCAAGCUGCUGGAUCUCGAGUACGAGAGGGCGCCGCGUGUUGCGCGACGAAAGUUUGCGAACCUCGGGCUCAACGUAUUUGAUAUUGUUGUCGAUUUUCAUCUAUGAUUUUGUCGUGUCGUGUCCACAAACAAACCUCUACGGUGUCGCACGGACCAAGUACAUUGCUGCUGCUUUGUUUUGACAGAGAAAAAUUGGACCCAACGAAAUAAAUAUGAAAGAUGUGGAACCUUUGCGCCGCGAAGAAUAUGGGCUACGCCGAGCACGGCGGCUUAGACGACCCGCUCAAGCGAAUCAUUCUCAGUUUCGUCGGCGACGCACCACUCGAGGGCCAGACGAACCCGGGUUUCGCCGCGCGGCGCAUGAAAGAGAUGACCGCUGCGACGCACCGCCAGAUGGCAGCAAAAAUCAUCGACAACAUCUUGCCGCUUUGCGAGAAGGCGACGAAGCUGGGGAAUGUUGGCGUAAACAUUAAGUUUGAAGACGCGGUGAAAAAUAGUUGCGGCAUCCCGUCGCAGAAGCCCGACGCAAACUACUGGGAAUCUCUGUUGAAAAUUGUGCCAGCCGUGAAAGAAGCCAUUGAACGGGCUGGCUUUACUGCAACCGCGGUGCCCGCAAAGCCAGACGCCGAGAAGGAGGAAGACAAGCAAUGGAAGGAGAAGGGAGUGCUGAGGGUCGAGUGGGGCUAAACCGUGCCUAUCAUCCGCGAACUCCACUUCCGAAAAUAGUCUGAAGCGAUCCGAUCCAGUUUCUCUUUUCGCCGUCUUGUUCGCGAAUCCACAUUGAUAUGUCGAAAGCGCUUCUGUUUUGGUCGAUGACAAGGAAACCCGAAGGACAAAUAAAAAGUAGCAGAAGGGACUGAAGUCUACCCGAAGACAGAGGUGUUGUUUAGAACUCAUUCUGUUAUGUUUCGAAAAAAGAUAAAGAUUCCAUCUCUCUCUCGUCCAAAGGAAAAAACUAUGAUGAUCGCGAUGCUCUUGUCCUCAUGCCGACCAACAACAUAAUCUCUCUGCCUGAUAAUGCAAUUCAUACAAAAUGUCCAGCGCGCACGAACUCCAACUACUUGC